Molecule: messenger RNA, 1267 nt
Organism: Pistacia vera
Lineage: Eukaryota; Viridiplantae; Streptophyta; Magnoliopsida; Sapindales; Anacardiaceae
Exons: 9
Coding region: 73-1116 (347 amino acids)
Source: RefSeq, a predicted model, not a curated record
UAUUUGAUGAAUAUAAUACUAUGAAAUUAUUAACACCAUCCAGUUAAAAGCAGUUGGUAGUUAAGUUGAUUCAUGGCUUCUUCUUCAAUGCCAAGCUGUAGUUUCUACUGCAACUCAGCUUCAACACCAACCACUCGUUCACCCUUAUCUUCUUCUUCUUCUCUUUCAUUCUUCAAUGGCUACAAUGGAAUUUCACUCAAGACACCACCUUGGUCCACCUCAUCAACAACUUACGCCAAGUUUGAGAAGUUCCAAGGUGAUGAUCCUCUUGAAGACUCUUCUUUUCAAGCACAACCACAAACAAUUCAACAACAGGUACAAGAACAAGAACAAGAAGAAGAAGAAGAUGACAGCUGCUUGCCUUCAGAUUUGGAAGGUGCCGUCCGGCAAUCAAGUGAAGCAAGUUCGUUGUUCGUUUCUUCAGGAGGAAUGAGAGCCAUAGUUGAGCUCUUGAUCCCCCAGCUGCAGUUUCUAGAUGACGAAGGAGCACAGAGUGAACUCUGGGAAUUGUCUAGGACUUUUUUGGAUACUCUUAUUGAGGAAACAGGAUGUCAGAAAGUAAAAGCCAUAUUUCCAGAUGCCGGUGCUGCUGCACUGCUAAAAUAUCGGUGGAAAGAUGCUGCUUUUGGAUUUUCCAGUUUAAGUGACCGAAAACCUGUGGAGAAUGAAGAUGAGAUUGUUGUUAUGGUUGUUCCUGACUAUCAGAUGUUGCAAUAUGUAGAGAAAAUUGCAUCAAAUCUCUCCGAUGAUCCACCAAGGCCUCUGAUCAUGUGGAAUCCGCGUCUCAUCAGUGAGGAUGUUGGAGUUGGGAUUAAUGUUCGCAACUUAAGGCGGUACUUUCUGAGCACUUUCACUACAGUUUACUCGAUGAGACCUCUGCCAACUGGUGCUGUGUUCAGAUGUUAUCCAGGAUUAUGGAAGGUGUUUUAUGAUGAUAAAGAUAGGCCAAAUAGGUAUCUCCUAGCUAAAGAAUUUAUAAGCCGUCCGAAUGCUGAAGACCUUGAGAUACUAUUUGGAGAUGUAGAAGCAAACUCAGAGGACGGCCCUUCUUUGUUUAGUCAAGCAGCAAGCAUUUUCUCCUCACUAAACCGAUUCAUGAAAGCCAUCUCAAAAUAGUUUUGUUCUUUACCACCCUCCUCCAUUGGAUUUGGGGUUAAUGUUUUGCAAUUUUAUGCUUUGUUCCAGUCAUUGUUUAUUAGCACUAAACUACAUUAUGAUGUAUAAUACAAGAUUUUCACAAUAGAAUCUUGAGAUAUGCCUUCCUUUC